AUGGAGCCUGACCAGGACAGUCAGAACAAGGUCAUCGACGUGACGGCCUGCGUGCCGCUGCGAUGCGCCACAAAGAACUUCGUGGCCGGGUCCGAGUGCAGGGAGAUUGCCUUAAGUCUGCUCGAGGAGCUGCGAGACCAAGCUAGCUUGCAACUGCCUGGUGAGGACGCUGACGCCAAGCCACCAUGGUUGGAUGGAAUCCGGCCCCAAGAAGCAGACACCGGCAGCCGCACCUACCUGGCACUGCGGGCAACGGCUGCUGCAUCUUCGCAGCGGGAAGGUCCCUUCGGGCGCGUCGCUGUCGUCGGAACGCACGGGGUGUUGUCCGUGCUUGCCGCGCAGUAUUUGCAGAAGGCUGCGCAGCCAGUGGAUCUUCACAUGGCUCUCUAUGGCCAAUGCCAGCUGUGCGAGUCGUCUCAGACUUGCCAGAAGCACCAUGUCCCUAGCCCUUUGGAUGCGGGCUGCGCGUGGUCCCAUGGCCACGGCAACCUUGAGGAGGAGGUGACUGGGGCAGUGCAGGCAUUUCUCCGCAUCGAGAGCAACCUCGCCGCGGUGGUGUGCUUCCAGCUUCUCGUUUGCCACUUCCUCUUCGCUACCCUUGCAGCAACCGUGGCGAGACUGCAGGUGCUUGGCAUGAACCCUCUCCAAGGGGUCCCAAGCUUCAUGGCAACGAAGCUCCUCGCAGCUCUGGAUCAGAGGCUGGAGAGCGGCGACUUGGUGCUGGCGUCAAGCUCGGUGACUUCCGCGCUCACGGCAUACCACCUCAAUCUUCCUGAGGAGAUGGGCCCGCCGGCAAUGCCUUUUCUGUCCCCGCAGCUCCGAAUCUGGGGGCUUGAGGCGCCCUGGCCCCAAGGCCAGCAGGUGCUGUUCUUUCGGACUGCCAUGCUGAUGAACAGUCCAGACACAGACGUUCUCGAGGCGACUGUGGGCAAGCUUUGGCCUUACGGAGUCAAAAGCCAGCCUUCUGGGUGGGAUUGGGAAGAUCAGACUCAGGUGUCGUGGGUCCAGCAACAUCUCGCCGUUGUCUUCAUCCCGGACCAUCCGUUCACAAACGUCUUCCAGGACCUCUGCGCAAUGCGCCUGCCAAUCUUCGUGCCCAGCCGCGCCAUCCUCGCGUGGUUGUGGCCACGUCUGAAGAACCCAAGAGAUGGUGCUACAUACCACGGCUGGUUCGAGAAAGACAUCCCGCGGGUGAUGCUGUCCAGGUCUUCGCCUCACCACGCAGGCAUGCCCGAGCCUUUCAAUCUGGAUGUGGACGGAGAGGCGAAGGUCAAGUACUGGCUGCGUCUGGCGGAAUACUACCACUUUCCGGGUGUCCAGGUGUUCCACUCCCUGGCGGGGCUCAUCGCGGAUCUCAGGCCUGAUGUCCUCCAGGCUGCCAGGACUGCCAUGGAAAGCCACCUGCAGGUGCAGACUGGCAUCACCUUGUCGAUCUUCCGUGCGCUUCUGACUACAGCUAACAUGGAAGGAGGGAAGGCCCUGCGGCGGAGAGCCAAGCGCUCAGAGAAGUUUCCAAGCCCACAAGCGCCGAUCUUUGCCUGCAUGGCCAAUUCAAGAGAUCCGUUGCAGGCUUCGCACGAUUCCCAUACACCUCGGCGGCAGCUCACUGCAUGGCGGAUUCGGGCGCGGCGCGGCGUCCGACUUCCGAAGCUUCUCCGUUUGCAGGUUUGGCGUCCAUGUCGUGUCGGCUGGAAGAAGGAUGGUUCCCACCACACGUUUCGACUGGUCGGCGAGCACCGAGUGAAGCCUACAGCGAGGACCGCGGCUGGGGCUCGGACUCUGCGAGUCAUCAUUCCAGAGGAGAAGCAGUUCGCCCUACGCGCGGGCGACUCCUUGGCUUGGGCUGUGUCUGUGAGGCCGGGUCUUUCUUGGGACGGCUGGCGUCGUGUCCGGUCGGCCAGCCGAUUCACAAUGACUUCACCUGGCAAUGCGCAGGCCAAACCUCUUUGCUUGGGCCUAGAUUCGUCUCCGGCAGAGUGCGCUGUGGAACGGGGCAUCUGUAAUUUCGAGGUGCAGCAAUGGCUUCCGAGUCGUGUGAUGGCUCUGGAGGUUGAGACAGCUGCACUCCCUGAGAAGGGCACAAAGACUGUCCUGUCGAUCAUCAUCGAGCUCCCUGCAAACAGCCGCUCAGUGAUCAUGAUGUUCCACACGCUCCAGAAUUACGUCGGGCAUAAAGCCGAUUCAAAGGCCGGCGGCAGCUCUGCACCUGCAAAGUUUAGCUUCUUGGUUUGCCCGCCGGAGACAGCGAAGGAGCUUAAUGAAUCUGUGAACCUUUGGUCGAAGGUCAUCAACCUCUACGACUGUGCCGUCGGGGUCUCAUUGCGCUGCGCCGAGGCGCGAGGAGAGGAGCCGGUGGCAGCAACGGAGGCUUCAGAGAGGUUUCUCCGCGCGCUGCUCCCGCACAGCAUGUGGAUCAUCCUGGCGGGCCAUGGCGACGAAAGCUUGCAAGCAGCGAGGACGCUGGCCUCGAAGAACGAAAUAGGCCUCGGCAUCGUUCUGCAGCCGGAAGAAUAUGAGAUCCAGAGUGGCAACAGGUUGACAGGACUGCAGGGGACCUGCGCCAACCAAAUGAUCAAGCAGACGGAGUUCAAAGCCUGCACCAUGGAAUUUGGCAAGGAGCUGGAGGCGCCAGUCAUCACUGCCGCGGCAAUCACCUGGUUGGCCAGUUCCAGAGCUGGCCGGCACUGGGCGCCGCUCGUCCUCCGCUGUGCUACGUGGAGUCGUGAAGCCACCGAAGGAACACCCACGGAGGAGGAGCCGGAUGAGACUCUGAUGCACCUCGCACAGCUUCUCCAGGAGCCGGAUGAAGCUGAGAUUGUGAGCCGCAACGCUAUCCAGGUGAUCCAGCGAAUUUACCUCCGAGAAGACCUUGACAUCUCGGCCAGCGUUGAAGACACUACGACGUACGAGGAGUUUCUGACACUUCGACAGAAGUUGCCGCCUGGCGGGCUGAGCGUCUUCAUGGACAAGAUCCAGUUUCGCACGGAGCUGCUGCCGAGCGUAGGCGUGCAGCAUACCCCGACGUUGUACAUGUCCAAUACCGACCCAUAUUUCUUGCCGUACAUCACCAACGUUUCCUCCUUUGUCGUCAAGCCGAGCCAUCUUUCGGAGAGCGAGUCGGUGGUGGUGGUGCAAAACGGCACCUAUGCCUUCGACAUCCAGCUGCACGGCUCGCCUUUACCAGCUGCGGGAUUGCCGGUGGAUAAGGAGAUGCUGCAGCAGCACAUGUACGAGGCAUUUAACAGGACAGCAUUCGAUUGGGAAUGCCAGGCUGUCCGAGCUGCUCGGCCGGGCGUGAUCGUGGAGCGCAUGAUCACUGCGCGGCUGGAUGGUGCCUCAGCGAAAGAACGGGUGGAAGAGGUUCGAUUCCACGUGGUAUGGGGUCGAACGACCGUCGUUGAGUGGGCCAUCAACAGGAUAGGAAGCACCACCAUGUACCUAGACGUGAAUGACAAAAGAUGGCACAUUUUCCAGACCGAUAUGAUCUGGGCUACAACUCUAGGCGAAGCAGCCUUUGACGAUGCUGAUGCCUGGGUGGAAGCUGUUCAGGAUCGUUGCCUCAAUCGUUUGUCGCGAGUGGCAGAGCGCGUUGCUCUUGGAGCCCACGUGGAUCACAUACGAAUAGACUUGUUUGUGGAAGACAAGUGCGACAAGUACUAUGUGUCGGAGGUUGAGCUGUUCCCGGCGGUACCCCUCGGCACAAACGCCAUGAUUGCGUUGGAGAGACGGUGGAGACACGGGUACAUCUUGUGA
Messenger RNA from Symbiodinium natans, 3753 nucleotides. The record is from the annotation of a GenBank genome assembly. NCBI's taxonomy places the organism in Eukaryota, Dinophyceae, Suessiales, Symbiodiniaceae.